Molecule: messenger RNA, 2118 nt
Organism: Cuscuta campestris
Lineage: Eukaryota; Viridiplantae; Streptophyta; Magnoliopsida; Solanales; Convolvulaceae
Source: the annotation of a GenBank genome assembly
UAAUAAAUACAUUAAAUAUACUUAACAUAAAUAUAUAUUCAAUAUAUUUAACAUACUCAUUCUUCAUGGUAUCGGAGCAUAUUCCAAAAACCUAAUUUGUUUCACCUGCUCUAGGCUCCUCCUCUCUCUCGGCACCCUCACUGCCGCAGCCCCCCCCUCACCUCUCUCCCUUGGCUUCUUCUUCCAUUCACGGAUUCUUCCGACAAAACGAUGGACAAAUCUACCUCAUCCACCUCCUCCUCCAAUUCCCCUCACUUGGCAUUCACGACCAUAUCCAACGUCAAACUCCAUGUUCCCAUACAAUUGAGCUUCUCCCAACCAAAUUACAAAAAAUGGUGUCGCCUCUUCUUGCUUCUUGUUCGCCGGUGUAAUCUCCAUGGGUUUCUCUCCGGAUCCAAGAUCCCCUCGUCCGCCGACGACGAUGAAUGGUUUCAACUCGAUGCUUUGCUCCAAGGAUGGAUCCUCUCCACGGUGAUCGAUGAGGUCUCCGACUUGGUUAUCUCCUCCACUUCAAUGGCCUCCGAACUCUGGCGGGUUAUCCAUGAUCUCUUCCACGACAACAAACCCGCCCGGGCUAUGAAAUUGGAACAUCAAUUCCGCACAACGGUUAAGGGAUCCAUGCCCAUGGCCACAUAUUGUAAAACUCUCAGAAACAUCGCAGAUUGGCUUGACGACGUCGACGUCCCGGUCUCUGAAUCGCAACUCGUGCUCCAACUCUUGCGGGACUUACCGGACGACCUCCAAGCCCAGACGUCUUGGAUGCAAUUUCAACAGCCCCAACCCAAUUUUCUCCAAGUCUGGUCGGUGUUGCUGCUCCUCGAACUCACUCCCUCGAGACUGGGACAGCCCUCCUUGCGGGCCGAACCGGCGGCUAGCCGGGCACGAACCAGCAGCAGCAGCCGCAUGGCCGAACCGGCGGCCAUCCACAACGAACUGGUGGGGUACUACUUGAAGAGGAAGAGCCAGGGGCUGGAAAUAGAGCUAGAAGUCAUCCCUGUCGUUGAUCUGUAUAAAGUUGAUCCAUGGGAGCUCCCAGAUCAAUCAUUCCUGCCAAAGAGGGACAUGGAGUGGUUCUUCUUCUGCCCAAGGGACAAGAAGUACCCAAACGGAUCAAGAACCAACCGAGCCACCAAAUCCGGAUACUGGAAGGCCACGGGCAAAGACCGGAAGAUCGUUUGCCCGCCCGACACGACCGGGUACCGAAAGACGUUGGUCUUCUACCGCGGGCGGGCUCCUCUUGGGGAUAGGACCGAUUGGGUCAUGCACGAGUAUCGCAUCUCCCAAGAGGAUUCUCAUGGCAACCUCAUCUUUCAGGGUCCCUUUGCCCUAUGCCGAGUUGUGAAGAGGAAUCACCCUCAACUGCAAGAGAAGGCUGGGUGCAGCAGUUCAAGCAAUAACAGUGCAGAGAAAUAUUAUUCAUCUCUACCUGCAACGCCAAAUGACCAAAUUGCCCUCAACAUGGGCAGCUCCGAGAGUGCCUACUCCACUCCCAUCACUCCCCCCUACCAUCCAUCGCAUGUGACAACACCAAAUGACCAAUUUGCCCUCAACAUGAGCUCCGGGAGCAACUACUCCACUCCCAUUACUUCCCCUACUCGCUACCAUGCGGUGAGCGCGGGAGAAUAUGAGUUCGGCAUGCAGCCAGACACUUGCAGCGUCUGGAUGUCGGCCGAUAUGGUUCUUGAUUCUUCGAAGGAGUGCCCUCAGCACUAUUCUUAUCAUCCAAACGCGGCACAAUGGCAACCGUAUGAUAACCGCGAGCCCUCUCCCCCUUCUUUGUCUCCUUUCAUGGGCAUUUUGGGAAAUGAACAUGGCGGCACGCCAUAUGAAGGUUGCCAUGGCUCCUCAAGAAAUCUAAACCUUUUCUAAUUUGCAUGCUAGGAGGGAGGGGAAUGGCUUCGAGAAGCCGUUUUUUCAUUUUCUGGUGUUUGGUUGUUCUGAAAAAUAUGAAGCAUCGGAACAUGAUUUCUGAAGUGAGUAGAAAAUGAGUAGGAAAAAGAUUUCAGCUUUUUUUUUUACUGGUGGGAGACAAUUAAUUUCCACAGUUCUCUUACUUCUUUGAUCAAAACUUACCACAUCCACUUUGUAAUGUUAUAACAAGAAAAACUACCUUUUUCU